Molecule: messenger RNA, 1961 nt
Organism: Dipodomys spectabilis (banner-tailed kangaroo rat)
Lineage: Eukaryota; Metazoa; Chordata; Mammalia; Rodentia; Heteromyidae
Gene: Twsg1
Product: twisted gastrulation BMP signaling modulator 1
Exons: 5
Coding region: 212-880 (222 amino acids)
Biological process (GO): regulation of BMP signaling pathway
Source: RefSeq, a predicted model, not a curated record
GGGAGCAGCCCCCGGGCGGGCGGGCCUGUCUCUUCUUGGUGCCUGAGUCUCGCGGGUGCUGCGCCCAGGGCCCGGCGGAGGUGCGGCCUGAUUCGCUUGCACUGCUGCUGCGGCAAGCCCCAGGUUCGCCCGACCACCUGGGGACUGGGAGUCUCACGGUGCAGCGGCCACGAUUCCUGGAGGGAGAUACAGUCAGCUUCUUUGAAGAAUCAUGAAGUCAUACUAUGUGGUGCUUCCUCUAGCCUUCCUGACAUUCCUGCUGUGGCUUCCUGUGUCCCUGAGCUGUAACAAAGCCCUCUGCGCCAGUGAUGUGAGCAAAUGUCUCAUUCAGGAACUAUGCCAGUGCCGGCCUGGAGAAGGAAAUUGUUCCUGCUGUAAAGAGUGUAUGCUGUGUCUUGGGGCCCUUUGGGACGAGUGCUGUGAUUGUGUUGGUAUGUGCAAUCCUCGAAAUUACAGUGACACUCCUCCCACUUCAAAGAGCACAGUAGAGGAGCUGCAUGAGCCUAUCCCAUCCCUUUUCCGGGCACUCACAGAAGGAGACACCCAGUUGAAUUGGAACAUCGUUUCUUUCCCUGUUGCAGAAGAACUUUCACAUCAUGAGAAUCUGGUUUCAUUCUUGGAAACUGUGAACCAGCCUCAUCAUCAAAAUGUGUCUGUUCCUAGCAAUAAUGUUCAUGCACCUUAUUCCAGUGAUAAAGAGCACAUGUGUACAGUGGUUUAUUUUGAUGACUGCAUGUCCAUACAUCAGUGUAAAAUAUCCUGUGAGUCCAUGGGAGCAUCCAAAUAUCGGUGGUUUCAUAACGCCUGCUGUGAGUGCAUUGGUCCAGAAUGUAUUGACUAUGGUAGUAAGACAGUCAAAUGUAUGAACUGUAUGUUUUAAAGAAGGAAAAGAAAUGUAAGUAUGAAGCAACUUAGUCAGAAAGAGAGGUAUAAGUAUGAAAGAGAGAAUCUACUCGCAUCAGAAUGACAACAGGUUAUGAAAAUGUAAAGAAUUUGGAAUGAGUUACCUUUAAAGUAUAAUAUAUCCAAGGAUGUCUUCAGUUACAUGAUUAUAGCUGCUCUUGUUCGGUUUAUUGCCCACUAGUAACAUAUCUUUACCUUUGGAUACAUGUAAAACUUUGGUCAUAAGAGCAACAGGUACACAGAGAAUUCCUAAAAGAUCUGAGUUUUUAACAUAAAGCCUUGAUCUUUUCUUCAGUACACAAAAGCUUUCUGUUUUGAAAAUUAUAGCAGAAAACUGUUAAUAUGAGCUAAGAUUUCCUCGCCUGCUAUUGAAUAUGUCAUUCUUCAUUGGUGCCUUGUAGUGUUUAUUUUAUAAGUAUAGUAGAUAUUCAGGUAUCAUUACUGUGACAAUUCACAUAAAAAUUACCAUAAGAAGCUUAAACAUCUUUACAUUGGUUUUAAAAAGUAAAAGCUUACUAUGUUUAAAAUUUUAGAAAAAGCUUAUGUAGUAGGAGCUAUCCCAUAAUACAUACGCUGACAGUGCUUUACUGAAAAUUUGUCAUUUUCUUCCAUUCCCUUCCUGAAGUGCUGAUAUAGAGUCAUUUCUGAAUGAAUUUCAGGGUAUAUUACGCCUUUGAAGCUACACUAAAUACAUGUGAGAUUAGGUGAGUAGCCAAGUGAGGCAUGUGUUUGAACUAAGAUGCCAGCUUUAAGAGCAGUAGAGCUGGGGAAUGACUGCCAAAUUGGAUUCCACAUAGGUCCCAAGGGAAGAACUUAUAGUCCUAUAGGGAGCAGCAUAGCUAAAGGGUGAAGAUGUACUGGGGGAAGAAACUGGCCCAGCAUUAACAAGUUGGUGCCUGGUUCUGUAGACAGUGUGUGAUCAGAGGGAAACUGAAGAUGUAUGUGUCAACUAGAGUGAAAAUGCCGGGAGCUGUAAAAGGAACAACUUACAACUAUUUAUGUUAAUUGUUUUGGUCAUUUUGUAAUUUUUCAUUUAGUAAAUUUCUAUCUGGAUAUGA